Molecule: messenger RNA, 573 nt
Organism: Sphaerulina musiva SO2202
Lineage: Eukaryota; Fungi; Ascomycota; Dothideomycetes; Mycosphaerellales; Mycosphaerellaceae
Exons: 3
Coding region: 1-573 (190 amino acids)
Source: RefSeq, a predicted model, not a curated record
AUGCUGCACUCCACCUCUGCUACAGUAUCCCCGAUCACUGGCCUCCUGCUGGCCUUCAGCAUUCACAUCAACCUCAUAUCCGCCGCACACGCUGGCUUCCACGUCCAAUAUCCAUGGGCAACUCGCGGCCCAAACCCCAAAAUUAGGCCCGAGAUCGAUCAAUACAACCCCUUCUGUGGCGAAAUCCUCAACAGCCCCACCGAAUUCUCCCACAACUUCCGUACAUUCCUCUCCUUCAGCGGCCACCCAGGAGAUCUCAUCACCGCCCUCUACACUCGACAGAGAGUACCCAAGCAACGCAAAGACUUCCCUCACAUCAUCCUGCAGGAAAUUCCCAUCCAGCCUUCGGGACAGCUGUGCGUGAACGUUACGCUACAGCCGUUUGAGCCGCAUAUUGGCGACAUGGGGGUCAUGUACUUUGAGGCGAGAGAUCCGAGGACGGGGGUCGUGGUGGAAUAUCACUGCACGGAUGUUAAGUUGGUGGAUGAGAGAGAUGCUCUGCCAGAGGAUCAUCCGGCUAUGUGUGCUGCGCAGAAUGAGACGCUGAUUCCUAUGCCGGAUGAGUGGUUGUAG